ACUAGGCGAGGUUUCCUUUCUGCAUCUCCUUUGGCCUCCCUUUCGAUGCUUCCUUCUUCUCUUUCUCACAUAUGGGCACAGCACCUCGUGGCUCCAUUCCCUGUAAUGGCAAUCAUGAUGAUGAUGACUGCAACCAUCUUCCGCCCAAAUCCCUCUCCCUUCACUCCCAUAGCUAUCCCUGUCUUCACCACCAGUGCGUCACCACCAUUAGAGCUCACGCUUGCUACGUCGCUACCCUCGCUGUUCAUGGGACGUCCGUCUACAGCGGCGGCUCCGACCAAGAGAUCAGAGUCUGGCCAUCUGUUCUUUUAGACUCGUCGUCCACAGCGAGGACUGAUCAUCCUGCGAGCUUCACUGUGGCUCAAACAGAGAGCCCGGUGAAAUCGCUUCUUGUGUCAGGUGACAACCUGUUCAGCUCUCACCAAGACGGCGAGAUCCGCGUGUGGCAGAUAACCCAGAGGGAGCAGCGCUGCUACAAGCUGAAAGCAGUUUUGCCGACCUCCAUGGACCGGUUUUUGAGCUUCCUGUCGCCCAAGAACUAUGUGCAGGUCCGCAGACACAAGAAGUGCUCCUGGGUGCACCACGUUGACGCCGUCUCCGGCCUCGCGCUCUCGCACGACGGCGCGCUCCUCUACUCCAUCUCCUGGGACCGCACUCUAAAGGUGUGGCGCACCUCCGGGUUCAGGUGCAUAGAGUCCGUCGCGGGCGCCCACCAGGACGCCAUCAACGCUAUCGCGGUGUCGCGGAACGGCCACGUCUAUACGGGCUCGGCCGACGCCAAGAUCAACGUGUGGAGGAGGAGUGGCGAGGAGGGGAAGCACUCGCUGGUGCAGACGCUGGAGCGGCACCGGUCGGCGGUGAACGCGCUGGCGCUGAGCGCCGACGACCGAGUGCUGUACUCGGGAGCGUCCGACCGCUCCGUGGUGGUGUGGGAAGGGGGCAGCGGGGGGAUGGCGGCCACCGGGGAGCUCAGGGGACACAGGAGGGCCAUCCUGUGCCUUGUGGCGGCCGGGGACGUGGUCUGCAGCGGCUCGGCGGAUAGGACGGUGAGGGUGUGGAGGAGAGGACGAGAGCAGAAGGGGCGCCACUGCUGCUUGGCCGUAAUGGAAGGCCACGGAGGGCCGGUCAAGAGCUUGGCGAUGGUGGUGCUGGAAAGCAGCAGCAGCAGCAGUAGCAGUACAUGCCUGGUUCUCAGUGGAGGUUUGGACUGUGAUCUAAAGCUGUGGAGACUCUCAGUUCCUUCUCUCUCUUAGGAGGACACCUCCCUGGCUUUGGAAGUACAGCUUCUCUUAGAUCGAAGAUGAUACUCCAUCGUCCUCCCCACGGGAUGCUUGACCACGUUCAUGGCCAUGCCUGGCCACAGUCAAAAAAGGGUUUACGGCCAUCUACCAUUGGCUUGGCCACAGUUCAAAGUAAUACUAAUUGAACGAACUGAACCUUUAAGGCCACAUGUUAUCCAGAAACCACGUAACAUAGAUGAUAGGAGAUGAUUAAAUGGCCGAGUUCUAUCACUAUAGUACCUUUAUGAGGAGCAUAUCAACAAGGAUUAGUUGUACUGUCACUUCAUCAUCACUGUGUCACACCCUUCAUGGUUUAUUUUAUGUGAUGCAUAUGUAUUGCAAAAGUAGGCCCAAAUGAUGAAUCAAUUAUGUCUGAUAUAUAUAUAUAUAUAUAUAUAUAGAGAGAGAGAGAGAGAGAGAGAGAGAGAGAGAGAGAGUAGAUUGUUUUCUUUAAAGUAAGAUAGAUUGAAUCAAAACAAUUGAGAUUUAUCGAAUCAAACAAACUAAAAUCGAAUAAUCUGAUCAGACUAAUCAAUUUAUAAUUUUUAAAACUGCAAAUAUCCAAGAAAGCCUGAUGUCCAAAGUUUUAUGAUACUAACAGAUGCACUCUUAAAGCUCACUACAGAAUACAAAGGCCUCACAUCAAGUUGAGGCACAAUAUGAAUGAUAAAUUUGGAAUUUAAUCUGUGAAGACCUUCUACACCCACAACUUUAAACCUAAGUUCUAAGCAUACCUCCAUAAUGGAAUGUCCAUUAACCAA
Molecule: messenger RNA, 2041 nt
Organism: Musa acuminata AAA Group (dessert banana)
Lineage: Eukaryota; Viridiplantae; Streptophyta; Magnoliopsida; Zingiberales; Musaceae
Product: protein JINGUBANG-like
Exons: 1
Coding region: 72-1253 (393 amino acids)
Molecular function (GO): protein binding
Source: RefSeq, a predicted model, not a curated record